CUUGGCUCAGCAUGUGAUGUGAAAAACAAUAUAACAUUUAACUGGCACUUCGGGUUUGUUGUUGGUAGGUUUACCUACACAACGUAUCAAGACUGUAUGAGUGAAACAUGUAAACUAUCUAUUGCCAAUCCGAACAAGCGUCGGUCUAUCUUCCGAGUGACUAGCUACUCCUUCAUGGAUCUCUCCUCGCUGGACUACAACGGGCAGAUGGUGGCUGAUUACGAAAUAAUCUUGCGAAAAUAAUGAUGAGGAAUUUAUAGCAGUGGGGUUAUAGGCCUGGGAUUCGCAAUGAAGCCUCUCUUUGGAGGCUGGUGGAGCUACAACAACUGGUGAUUCGAUGAUGCCGGCACUAUUAAUUAUAUGUACGGAGUCACGGACUAUAUCUCCACCUAUGUAGCCUACAACUUGGGUUACAACCUUUCACUCAAUCUUGACUUUCAAGUGUAUGAUACGAGCUUGAGAGAAGACGAAGAGGACAAGGAGGAUGUAUUCUCGUUCAAAGCUGAUUUUGAAGAAGAAGAGCUUAUUGAUGGUGAAGAUGCUCUAGAAAUAAUUCUUCCUGAAAUCUCAGAUCUAGUUGAGGAUGUGCACGACUUCACUAUCCUUAACAUCCAGGAGGAUGAGCAGCUCCAGGUAAAGUCUGAGGAAGCCUCUAUAGAUGAAUACGGCAAAGGGCAUUACGAGGAGUCUCUCACAGUUGACGAAUAUGCUGACAAAGUCAUAGAGUCUGCUGACAAAAUCUCUGUGGAUGAAUUCGCUGGCAAUUUUAUCGAAGAAUCCUUUGACUCUGAUGAGUACGAUACGGAGCAGGAGGAAGAGCAAGGCAGCAAGGAUGAGUAUGACCUUGACCAACAAGAAGAGACUGCUCAUGUUGAUGUCUAUGAUUUCUCAGAAGUUGAAAGCCACCAAAGUGAUAAACAACCUUAAGAGGAUACUGCGAAUAAUUGCAAUUUGAGUCAUAAAACGAAGCUCAUAGAUUUACUGAUGCUGAGUUUGAAUCAAAUUUGAUUCAUAUUUUUAUCGGGAAAUUAUCUCGAAUAGAUCCUCAACUGAGAGGAAUUUAAUAAGAACGAGAUUAUUCAAAAUUGGAUAACUAGCAGCCUGUAUAGUUCUUUUAUUCCAGCUGAUUUUGAUAGAUUUCCUCUUCAUUUGAUGCAACAUUGUUAUAAUCUCUAAAUUGACUAUAUGCCACGAAGUUAUGGUGAGAUACCUAACGAUGACAUUAUCACUGAGAAUCUCUUAUUUAAUCGACUAGCUUUCUAAACCUGUCAUCAGAGUCUGUAGUCAGACAACUUCGUAAUUAUUUUUGCUCGAAAGAUACUUCUAGGAACCGGAAGCUCACUUCUGAGGAGCAGUUAUUGUAAAUUGGUUUAAUUCAAUUGUA
This is a messenger RNA of Moneuplotes crassus, 1384 nucleotides long. The record is from the annotation of a GenBank genome assembly. NCBI's taxonomy places the organism in Eukaryota, Ciliophora, Spirotrichea, Euplotida, Euplotidae.